Trichoplusia ni (cabbage looper) is the source of this 2490-nucleotide messenger RNA. RefSeq lists its product as uncharacterized. NCBI's taxonomy places the organism in Eukaryota, Metazoa, Arthropoda, Insecta, Lepidoptera, Noctuidae. The transcript has 7 exons. The coding region runs from base 51 to 2345 and encodes 764 amino acids. The record is from RefSeq and is a predicted model, not a curated record.
UCUUCUAUGUAACUUUAAUGGAAUUCUAAAUUUCGAAAAUUAUUUCAGUUAUGCAAUUCAACAAUAAGCCAUUAGUUGAUCAGCUGCAAAAGUCGCUGACGCAAGUCAACGAUAUGCUCGCUGACAUCGAAGUCAAGAUAGAUAGUGAAAGGAAACAAUUAUCGAAGACGGAUUAUGACUUGCACCAAAAAGAUGCUGCGACUGGCUUCAUGGACUAUCAGGUGUCUGACAUUUGGUGGUCCACGAAAAAGCCACCACCAGCUCUGAAACCAAACCCUCCUGUCGUGCGGAGCCCGCAUGAACCCAAAAAUGGAUUGCGUUACAAACCUACACUAGCACCAGUAACACAAGAAAUAGCUAUCAGAGAUAUAGUCGCACGCUGGGCCCACAACACCAAAAAUUUACCUGCGUUUCGAGUCAGCACCUUUAAACAGACAUCGGCAACAACACCGCCAACAACCACUUUGGGCAAGGAUGUCACAACGACGACUACCCGAUUCAUUAUUACAGAAAGGGCCCCAAAAGCGGUGUUUUCAAAAGACUUUCCACGUAGUGUGUAUCUGAACUGGCCAUUUGUAAAUACGCCACAUCCAGGUAAUACUGAAUUUGUUGCUGAGCUUAUAAAUACUAUGAACAAAAGACAAUACGGCUAUUUCACUGUUGGGUUGACGAAGUUUUUGGAAAUGCUCACGACGAGGGAUCCUAACAAUACUACACCUCUCUUAAGUUCAAUGGAAGAGGUGGCUGACAGAGUGCUGUCGGGACACAAAUCUUCAAACUUCUACAAGAACAUUCGAAAGGACAUCACGAUUUUGAUGAACUCAAUGAAUUCAAAAUCCAUCCACGAGUUGAGAAACAUGUCUAAAUCGGCUCUUCCUAUCAUGGACGAAAUAAAUCAUUUAGCAAGCUGGGAACUCAAUGAAUGCCUCGGGAAACUUGAUGCUAUGUUUUUACAAAUCGAGGGAAUCGCUCUUUUUGGAGCGUUAGAAGAGUUCCACAUGUACCCAGAUGGAGGACAAAGUGCAUCUGAAGUAAGCAAAGACAUGCUACGUGCAGCUUUAGCACCGUUCUUUAGGCUUCAUGGCACUGAAGAACAAAAGUUACUCCUGUCAUGCCUCAAUGAAGGCAAACUUAUUUUUUAUCAUCCUUUAAGAGAUGAGAAAGAUUCAGAAAGUAAUAAAAAAGGAUCUUCGCCAAGUAAGAGACAAGUCACUUAUGGUAUAGGGGCGUUGACGAAUGGAAGACCAAGUAACUUUACAGGCGAAAAAAGACGAGCAGUCACCGUACCAUCGCGACGUCAUAUAAGCCACAAAUACCAGAAACGCAUACGUCAAUUUUUAAGAAAGCAUCGCGAAAUGUUUAAGGCUUUGAAAACACAUCAUAAACAUGGGAAGCGGAAUGAGCACCACUUGCAUCACAAUGAUCGUUACCGUUCACAUCAUAAGAAACACAAUGAUCAAAACGAAAAACUACAGCCACAUGAUCAAUAUGAUGAACAAGAUCUACUCAACCCACGUGAUUCACUACGAGCACAAGGUCGUCAAGACGAACAUAAUUUACGUGGAGGUCUUGACAAACAUGAUUCUCGUGAUGCACAAGAUUUAUACGAUCAACAGGAUAAACUUGGUUUACGCGAGCGCCAGGAUAAACGUAAUGAACAAGAUCUGUACGAUCAACCGUAUAAACAUCGUUUUCACGUUCGUCAUGACAAUCGCUAUGAACAAGAUUUUUACGAUCAGCAGGAUAAACAUGGUUUACCCGAUCGUCAUGAUAAACUUGAUGAACAAGAUUUAUACGAUCAGCAAGAUAAACAAGGUUUACCCGAUCGUCAGGACAAUCAUAAUUUACGUGGUGAACAAGAUGUAUACGAUCAACGUAAUGAUCAGAAUCUUCAAGAUGCGUACAAUCAGUAUGGCCAGUAUGACCAAUAUGACCAACAACAAAAGUUCCUCAAAAAAACAAAUAAUCCAAGUCAAGUUAGAAGCCAGAUAAAAACUAAUGGCAACAAUGGUAACGCAAGCGACAGUGAAGAAAACUACCAAGAAGUUCAGAAGAAACAUUGGCCUAUUCACAAAACAAAAGCUAUAGCUCCAGAUCAUGUAAAAACUGCGCCAACGCCAAACAUAUUCGAAACAAUUGGUAAACAUUUUUUACUUGGACUUGCAAAGAAGUUCGAAGCAGAAAUACAAAAUGAAAACAAUCGAAAAUUUAAAGUGGCAUUAAUGAGUGGAUCAGAUCAAGAGUCCAAACGUACUUCAAAAAAUAAACUUAUUCACAAAAUGCGAGAGUCUUCAAGCUAUAGCGACGAAGAAAUAAAUUUGAAAACGAAUUUAUAUGGCAGCUGAAAAGUCGUGCACUUUGAUAACAUUACAAGUGCUGAAUCGUAUAGUGAUGAAGAAUUGAUACUAAACAGCAAUUUGCAAAUUUUGGCAGACAGAGAUGUGAGAUACAAAAUAAUAAAACAUAUAAGAUGGCUACGAUGAGAGGCAG